UUAUUCUAUUUAGCUGCCCUGAGUCAUGACUUACUCAUCAUUGUCUGAUAUACUCGUAGAUGGUGUUCUAUUCCCCCUGCCAACGCCCUCUGCAAUUUCCUAUUUAUGUGCCAAUUGAGCGGUGAAAUAAACAAGUAACAAUGGUCUAUAGCGGCAUAAAGCUGGCAAUGGCGGCGAUAAGAUUAGAUUUUCUCCGAUGCCCAAGCCGAAGAUAAGCAUUGGUCAAGGCAGGGGUGAAGUAGAAGGCGGGAGGAGCUGGUUAGAUGGAGCUAGUCACUUCAAUACUCGCCGCUGGCAUUGCGCAUUUCCAAACCAACCGUCGUGGGCAGCAGAGCCACCAAAAAAAAAAACUCCUGAAAAUGAUGCAGUCGAGCCUAGUGAUUGUGGGUCUGCUCGGAUUGAUGCUACUGGGCAUGUGCCACGCCCAGGGACGCAUUAUGGGCGGCGAGGAAGCGGACCCCACGGCCACGCCCUUCGCCGCCUCUUUGCGGGUGGACAAUGCACACGCGUGCGGCGGAUGCAUUCUCGCCCAGACCAAGAUCCUCACCACCGCCCACUGCGUCUAUCGCGAUGGAAAGCUAAUCGAUGCCAGUCGCCUGUCGGUCCGCGUGGGCAGCACGAACCAGUAUGCCGGUGGCAAGAUACUCUUUGUGGCAUCGGUUGCCGUGCAUCCGGACUACUACAACCUGGACAACAACCUGGCCGUGAUCACACUGGCCACUGCGCUGACCUACACCGAACGGAUCAGUGCCAUCCCAGUGGUGGCCAGUGGUGAGGCACUGCCCGCCGUGGGAUCGGCGGUGAGCGUGGCGGGAUGGGGUCGCACCAGCGAUGGCACCACCUCGUACAAGAUCCAUGAGACGACGCUGACGUUGGCCACGGAGGCGAGCUGCCUGGAUGCGUACAGUGGACAUGGCGAGCAGAGCUUCUGCCUGGCCCACGAACUGAAGGAGGGCACCUGCCACGGCGAUGGAGGCAGUGGCGCCGUCUAUGGCGACACCUUGAUCGGACUGACGAACUUUGUGGUGGGCGCCUGCGGCUCCCGCUAUCCGGAUGUCUUUGUGCGCCUCUCCAGCUACGCGGAUUGGAUUCAGGAGCAGAUCGCCUAGUAAUUGCCAUAACACACCAUGUUUCCUUUGCAAGCGAAGCCAAAAUAAUAACGAUUUCCCUCUUCCCCCAA
Molecule: messenger RNA, 1180 nt
Organism: Drosophila santomea
Lineage: Eukaryota; Metazoa; Arthropoda; Insecta; Diptera; Drosophilidae
Product: trypsin beta
Exons: 2
Coding region: 264-1109 (281 amino acids)
Biological process (GO): proteolysis
Molecular function (GO): serine-type endopeptidase activity
Source: RefSeq, a predicted model, not a curated record